AUUAUUUUCACUCGUUUUGUUUUGGAGUACAGACUUAAGAGUUACAGAGAGGAUUAGACUCUGGUGGAGAAAUGGGUACUUUGGAGGAUGAAAGAUCACUCUUGGAAGAUGGUCUUAUUCAGGUUAGUGGACACAGUGGGCUUUACACUGGUGAUGGUUCUGUUGACAUCAAUGGGAAGCCCGUGUUGAAACAGAAUACCGGGAAUUGGAAAGCAUGCUACUUCAUUCUAGGCACCGAAUGCUGUGAACGCUUGGCCUUCUAUGGUAUUUCCACUAAUCUUGUCACUUAUCUCACAAACAAACUACACGAAGGAAAUGUCUCUGCAGCAAAACAUGCUACCAUUUGGCAAGGCACUUGCUAUCUCACUCCCCUUUUAGGAGCAACUUUAGCAGAUGCAUACUUGGGAAGAUAUUGGACUAUUGCUGCUUUCUCCAUGAUUUACUUUCUGGGAAUGUGUGCAUUAAUUCUCUCAGCAUCGGUUCCAGCUUUGAGGCCUGCAGAAUGUACCGGUUCUGUAUGUCCAUCAGCCACUCUUGCACAGCAAGCAGUGUUCUUAUUUGGACUCUAUUUAGUUGCGCUAGGGACUGGCGGGAUCAAACCCUGUGUUUCGCCAUUUGGUGCGGAUCAAUUUGAUGAUACUGAUUCCAUGGAGAGGAUGAAGAAGGGAUCUUUCUUUAACUGGUUUUACUUCUCAAUUUAUAUUGGCAUCCUUAUGUCAAGUACUUUAAUAGUAUGGAUUGAAGAUAAUGUCGGGUGGGGUCCAGGAUUUGGAGUUCUUGCAUUGUUUGUGGGAAUUGCUAUUGCUGGUUUCAUUUCUGGUACACCCCGCUAUAGAUUCCAGACACCAGGGGAAAGUCCUAUUACAAGAAUGUGCCAAGUUUUGGUUGCAUCAUGCCGUAAGUGGAAUUUGAAGGUUCCUAGCGACGGUAGCGUCCUGUUUGAAACACGAGAAAAAAGUUCUGUUAUUGAAGGAAGCUAUGAAGUUAAUCAUACUGCCACACUGAAGUUCCUUGAUAAAGCUGCUGUAAUUUCAGAUGCUGAGAUUAGUAGCGGGGAUUUCUCCAAUCCCUGGAGGCUCUGCACUGUAACUCAGGUGGAAGAACUGAAGACUUUGAUCCAUUUGCUUCCGAUCUGGGCUUCCGGAAUAUUUAUUUCGACCGUCUAUAUACAAGUUUCGACAAUGUUCGUCGAACAAGGGAUGAUGAUGGACAGAACUUUUGGUUUUUUGACCAUCCCUUCAGCCUCUCUCUUAACUUUUGAUGUCAUUAGUGUUCUCUUCUUGCUUCCCAUUUAUGAUAGCCUGUUUGUCCCGAUGGCAAGGAAAUUUACAGGCGAGGAAAAAGGCAUUACGGUGUUGCAGCGGAUGGGAAUCGGCCUCUUUAUUUCAGUUUUGUGCAUGGCAGCUGCUGCUGUGAUAGAAAUUACUCGACUUCGACUUGCCAAAGAACUUGACUUAGUUGACAAGAAAGUAGCUGUACCUCUUAGUAUCUUAUGGCAAAUACCCCAAUACAUUUUAAUGGGCACUGCGGAGAUAUUUACGUACGUCGGGCAGCUGGAGUUCUUCUACGAGCAGUCUCCAGAUGGUUUGCAGAGUUUAUGCACAUCAUUGUGUCUUUGUACAAUUUCAUUAGGGUACUAUCUAAACUCAUUUAUUCUUACUAUUGUGACGUACUUCACAACAGAGGGGGGCAAUGUUGGAUGGAUACCGGAUAAUCUGAACGAAGGCCAUCUUGAUUAUUUCUUUUGGCUUUUGGCCGGUCUUAGUGUCUUGAAUAUGCUGGUUUACAUGGUCUGUGCCAAGAAGUUCAAACAGAAGAAGAGUUUCCAAGGGAGGAAUCAUUCAUGAGAACAGACAGCUACAGAAGUUGAUGGCACCUGCUCUUCGUGGUGUUGUAUUGCGCCGAAUCAAAUGUUCUUCAAUCGAGCCACCACAUCGAUUGGUAAAGACGGGGUUCCAACAUUGCUGCUUAGGUUCGAGCUUUUCUUAGAUCUUCAUCUUGAUGUGCUACAAUUGAAUCAUCAGACGAGUGGAGAGACAAGACGAGCUUCAUCAUAAAAAAUUUGCCAAUCUUCUCGAGACUAAUCACUCUCCAUGAUGACGCAAUCACUUGACCUCGCAACGACGACAUUCUAGUCAAACACGAGAGAGAGAGAGAGAGGUGAAAGGAUU
Messenger RNA from Morus notabilis, 2171 nucleotides. Its product is annotated as protein NRT1/ PTR FAMILY 8.3-like. Gene Ontology annotation, biological process: transmembrane transport. Gene Ontology annotation, molecular function: transmembrane transporter activity. Lineage: Eukaryota; Viridiplantae; Streptophyta; Magnoliopsida; Rosales; Moraceae. Bases 72 to 1847 code for a protein of 591 amino acids. Gene Ontology annotation, cellular component: plant-type vacuole membrane. The record is from RefSeq and is a predicted model, not a curated record. The transcript has 6 exons.